Molecule: messenger RNA, 2538 nt
Organism: Candida tropicalis MYA-3404
Lineage: Eukaryota; Fungi; Ascomycota; Pichiomycetes; Serinales; Debaryomycetaceae
Product: DEAH-box RNA-dependent ATPase
Exons: 1
Coding region: 1-2538 (845 amino acids)
Cellular component (GO): intracellular anatomical structure; catalytic step 2 spliceosome
Molecular function (GO): RNA binding; ATP binding
Source: RefSeq, a predicted model, not a curated record
AUGAGUCUACAAACAGGAAGAGGUACUCGAAGAAGACGUGGUGAAUUAGAUGAUGAUUCCGAUGAUGAAAUAAUUCGACAAAUUGAGGAGCAAGAUGAAGUAUCAUUCGAGCCACAACAACAACAACAACAGGCAUCGCCAGAACCGGUAAAGGUAAAGGUAGAACAACAACCGAAACCUCAUUAUAGACAACAAUAUAAGAAACCUCGACUGAAGUAUCACCAAUUUAAACAAGAGUUAGAUGAAUUAGAAAGUCGAGAAUUUCUCACGCCAGCUGAACAAUCAAGAUUAAAUUACUUGGUGGAUAGAUUGAAUAACUGGAACAAGUCUUCAGAUAAGUAUACUCUUCCAUCAGAACUGCAAUCGAAACAUGACAUCCUUCAUAAAAAGUCCAACGAAUAUCAAACUAUUAAUUGGGAAACUGAACAAUUUAAUCGUGCUAAUCAAUUGGUAUUACAAAAUGAUGACAAAAUCCAUGUGAAUGAUGAUACGGAGUACGAAUUUGUAUUUGAUCAAUCUCAGUUUGUAAACUACGAUGACGUGGAGGACUUGCCCGGGGAUGAUGAUGAUGAUGAUGACGAUAGUGUAGGAAAUGACGAGUCGGAUCAACCUCGAACAACUCAAUCUAAAGAAAUAGAUGAUGUUAGAAAAUCAUUACCAGUUUAUGGCUACCGAGAAGAUUUCCUCAAGUUGUUGGAUGAAAACCAAGCAUUAAUUGUUGUGGGUGAAACUGGUUCAGGUAAAACCACACAACUACCACAAUAUUUGCAUGAAUCGGGAUAUUCAAAAAAUGGUAAAAUGAUUGCCUGUACACAGCCGCGUCGAGUGGCAGCAACAAGUGUUGCGACAAGAGUGGCGAGUGAAAUGCAGGUGAAACUAGGGAAAGAAGUAGGUUAUACAAUUAGAUUUGAUGAUAAUACUCAAGAUGGAGUUACUAUUAUCAAAUAUGUUACCGAUGGUAUGCUUGUAAGAGAAUUCUUAAAAGACCUGUCACUUUCACGAUACAGUGCAAUUAUGAUUGAUGAAGCACAUGAACGUACACUUUCCACUGAAAUUUUACUUAGUUUAUUGAAAGAUAUCAUGGUCACCAGAAAAGAUUUGAAGAUUAUAAUUGCAAGUGCAACAAUUAAUGCUGAGAAGUUUUCAAAGUUUUUUAACAAUGCACCUAUUUUGAAUAUACCUGGUAGAAGAUUUCCUGUUAAAAUCCAUUAUACCAAACAACCAGAAGCCAAUUAUAUACAAGCCGCUAUUACAACUAUCUUUCAAAUUCACAUGACACAACCAUUACCAGGUGAUAUUUUAGUUUUUCUAACAGGUCAAGAUGAAAUAGAAACUGUGGAAGAAAUUCUCAAGGAUCUGAUAAUCAAACUAGGUGAUCAAAUUGACCCUAUGCUUGUUUGUUCCAUUUAUUCGAACUUACCACAAGAGUUGCAAUCAAAAAUUUUCCAACCUACGCCUUCAAAUACAAGAAAGGUUGUUCUUGCAACCAACAUUGCUGAAACCUCCAUCACGAUAGAUGGUAUAUCAUAUGUUAUUGAUCCCGGUUAUGUUAAACAAAAUGUAUAUAAUCCAACUACGGGUAUGGAAAGUUUGGUUGUUGUUCCAUGUUCACGUGCUAGUGCUGAUCAACGUGCAGGUAGAGCAGGUAGAGUUGGGGCAGGUAAAUGUUUCCGAUUGUUUACUAAGUGGUCUUUCUAUAAUGAAUUAGAAUUGAACCAACAACCGGAAAUCCAAAGAGUUAAUUUAACGUCUGUGAUAUUAUUGUUAUUGUCCUUGGGUAUAAAUGAUUUGCUUGGGUUUGAGUUCAUGGAUCCACCUUCCAAAGAAUCUAUAAUCAAAUCUUUGAAUUUAUUGUAUGCUUUGGGUGCAUUGAACUCUCUGGGGAAGUUGACUAAAAUCGGGAAAAAGAUGAGUGAGUUCCCAUUGGAUCCCAUAUUUACAAAGUGUAUCUUAACUAGUGAAAAGUUUGGUAAUACAAAUGAUAUGAUUAGUAUGAUUGCAAUGUUGAAUGAAUCAAGUAAUUUAUUUUAUAGACCCAAGGAUAAACAAGAAUUGGCAGAUAAAAGAAAGCAAGAGUUUUUUGAUGCAAAAGGUGAUCAAUUUAUGUUGUUAAAAAUAUGGAAGCAAUGGGUAGAUACCGGUUAUUCUGUUCAAUGGUGCCAGGAUUAUUUCAUUCAGUAUAAGACAAUGAAGAGAGUUCGAAAUAUUUAUGAGCAAUUGGUUAAAUUAAGCAGAAAGAUUGGCAUUGAAUUCACGACUACACCAAAAGACAAUGAUGACGGUGAUUCCAUAAUGCUUACAAAGUGUUUAAUUAGUGGGUUUUUUAACAACAUUGUAAAGCUAUCGCCUAUGGGAGACUGCUACUCGAAAGUUACCAAGGGCAACAAUACUCCUUGUUAUGUUCAUCCAUCUUCUUGUGUCUAUAAAAUGAAGCCUAAGCCAAAGUAUUUAUUGUAUUAUGAAUUGGUGCUUACAAGUAAAGAGUACAUGAGAAACUGUAUUAUAUUGGAUGAAAAACUAGUUAAAGAGUAUCUAUAG